Amoebophrya sp. A25 is the source of this 5325-nucleotide messenger RNA. The record is from the annotation of a GenBank genome assembly. Lineage: Eukaryota; Dinophyceae; Syndiniales; Amoebophryaceae.
AUGGCACCGCGUGGAAAGCAGAACCUGAAGCGACAAGAGCAGGAACUGAUGGCGAAUGCACAGCAUGUCGAAGCGAAAAGAAGAUACGAGCAGCUGGUGAAAGAGGAAAGACAAUCACUCGACACACGCUUAGCAGAGAGAGAGAGGAAGAUACAGGAGGUAAUUAUUAGUCUAGUUGUUUCACAGUUAGCUACUUAGAAGUACAUGAACAUGACGUGGGAUGCUGAGUGUUUCAGAUCUUCAUGUAUCUCAUCAAAUACUACGAUGAAGAUGAAGAAUCCUCGACACGUAAACGUAAAAAAUAAUCAACAUAGGACAUGGAAGCAGCGCUGCAGCGCGAGAGAGCGGCGUUAGAAGCAGAGAAGGAGAAAGCACUCCGUGACCAUGAAGAAGAAUUUCAGCGUCGAGAAAAAGAGUUUCUCUCCCAGAUUGAGAGUGAAAAUUAUGAAGAACUUCAUUAGGAUCGUUAGUUUUCAUCUAGUCUUUUUAGUGUAAAUGAACGUGAACAUCAGUUUUGAUCAAAGAAGUGACUGACAGAGACAGAGUCAGAGAUGUACUACCACAAGCAAUACUCGUCUAAGUGACCUUUAUACACAUCAACUACAUGCAUUUAGCAGAUAUCACCCUUCCAUGUAGACCUACUUCCUUGAAGAAGUCCUCAGGGUCCUGACAAGCCGGAUCCCCAACAUCCAAUCUCUCUUCUAAAAAAAGAAGCAACUAGAAAGUCGGGCGAAAGAGGUGCUUACCCUGACUGAGAAGGAGAAAGCUGACAUGCAGAAGCGUGCUCUGAUAUGCAAGAAGCUGGAGGAAACGAAGUUGAAAAGACACGAGAAGGUACUUCAGUUUUCUAGUUUUUUUCUUUUUUGUGAUAGUUGAUGUAGGUACAAUUAUGACUUUGACUUCCUUCUAGAGUAGAGGAUGUAUAAUUGGUGCAAGAACUACUAUUUUCAACAACAAAGAUAUAGAUAUGGAUGGUUGUCAUAAUUCACAGACAUGGAGUGGUCGUCUUUUGUCUAUGAUUCGUCCUAUGAUCUCUUCAUCUCAGUACCUCCAAACUCACUCCUCAACAUGCAACACAGGAAUUAGCCGAAGUCCGCAAAGCGGAGGAACAGAAGAUAAAGGAAGCUAUGAAAGACCAACGAGACCAACUAAAGCGGGAAACGCAUGUGAAACUCCAAUUGGAGCGCAAGCGGUUCGAGAACAAACUCGAAGUCAAAGAAAAACAUCUGUUGGCGAGAAAGGUACUAUCAUGAAACUUCGAUAUGUUCCUCUUCCUUCGUGUAAAUGUGAGGUUGACAUGAGCUAUGAAUAAAGUGAAAGUUAGAUUUUCUAUCGACGACAGCAGCCUUAAUCUCAACCAACCAACCAACCAGCCAACCCUUAUCCUCUCUCAACCCUCAUCCCCUCCUAAAAAAACAGGAAGCUGAAUUAGAGCAGGUUCGUCGCGAUCAGGAAGAGGAGGUUUCCUAUAUGCGCAAGAAGACCGAGCAACGCAAAGCUCAGAUGAAGCAGCAGAUCCACAACCAACUGCAAGAAGAGUUCGAGUUUGAGCGCGAGAAGAUGGCCCGCGAAUAUGAGCGUGAAAUGUGCGAUCCCAGCUGGGUCUUAGUGGACUCCGUGGCUGGAGUGUUGGUGGAGUAGAGUAGAACUCUAGAACUCUACAUCUGGUAGCUGUACUCUACUACUACAUCGAGGUGUCAGAACUCGAAUACUACCUCUAGAGGGUAGUUGUAGUUUCUAUCUUCAUUCACAUGGCGUAGAUCAUGAUGUUGUAUCAUCUUCGACUACACCAGUAGAAAGGUGUAGUUGAUGAAGUAGGACUUCUGGUCUUUUCCUCUUCUAGCGGAACUUGAGAUGCAUAUCAGCAGGACUUGCAGUGGAGAAGCAAGAGAAAGAAGCAAGUAGUUAGAUUUUUUCUACUAGCAGAACUUAUACUCACAUUAUCUAUUCAUUGGUAGUGAGACUAAUAAUGGAUGCUCAAAAAUAGAGGUAGCGGAGAUGAAAGGAGAGAUUGAGUGAGUAAAUAGUGUACAAAUAACUUUUUCCCCACUAUAAGCUAGACAGCACAUCGGGGGCGGUUGUGCUGUCCUCUUUCCCCACUGAAGUGUGCCUGGAUCCCAGGAACUGCGUUGGUUGUCGUCAGACUAAAACUGAUAGUAGUCAAAGUCAGUGUUAGUCAUCAGGUUUGCGAUCCACCAGAUUUUUUACCUUUCCAGUUAUUUACACUCCAAGUUCAACAACUACUUAUUUGCAGCUAACUAACAAGUACCGAACGAAGUAGAUGAAGAUAUGAUUACAAUUCAUUGUUCGGAGCAGAGAAUAUUUUUGAGGUUUUGAUGUUUUCAUUCAGGUUCUUGAUUUCGUUUGUUUUGUGUUUACCGUUGAUUAUCAAUCCAUUAAAUCUAAAAAAAGCCAAGAAGAUUUUUAUCUAAGAUUACAAUUUAUCGUUGUUCUUGUUAUCAAAGCAUGUUGUUAUCAAUCAGUUAUCAAUCAAUCAAGUUCAAAAUUUAUACGUUGAGGCUACUAGCACUAGAGAUUACGAAUCAUGUUGUACGUUCUUGUACGUUGUCCAUUAUGCACAGUAAGAAGCUCGCCGUUUAGAUUUAGAUCAUUACUGUUUCGAGCAUCAAACAAUUUAUGCGGGAAAAUAUAAUCCAAAAUUUCGUCCACUAGCACAUCAUAUGUUGAUAAAAUAUUACCAACAAAACAGUUAACAUCAAUAGAAAAAAGAUGAUAUGCACAUAUUACAUAUCAAAUAGUUAGAUAGAACUGAAAUUGACUCCAUGGAAAACCUCUAUUUACAGGGUUUUCCCUUUCUAGAAUGUAUUCAAGUGCAAGAGGCUACUGGAUACUCUAGUUGUACAGCGGCUGUGGUUUUGCGACCACAGACUGGCAUAAGAAUCUAUGCACCCACUAAUCAAUUGUAAAAUAUGGUGCAGAUAAAAGCAUGUUGUAGUCGUGACACGACGUGAGUGGCUGACUAAUAUCAAAAGAGGCGGUUUAAGUUAGAGGCAGUUGAAGAAAGUUCUGAGUCAUGAGUUGUAUCUACUUUCUUAAGUCUGCUGGUUUACCUAGUGGACCCACACCUAACCUAACCUCUUAAUAAGAAUAUACUGUUGUUAGUCUUAGUAGAAGUAGAGGCUGUAGGUGUAGCUGAGCGGAUAACAGAGGUUUUAGAUAGACUCCUGGGUGUUUGUUGCGAAAGGACGUUUUCAAGAUAGACGUAGAGCAGACUAUUGCUAAGAAAUAUUCCUGGAAAUGAUUGCACUAGCAGAAAUAGCUCUAGCAGAAACAGACACUGAACCAGAACUAGUUGUACAACAGCAAUAAAAUCAGUCACUACUACAGUCUCUGACGUUAUAAACAGCCAAGAUGAAGAGAGACUGAAUCUAAAAAGUAGGAGUUAGAAAAAUGUCGCAACAAAUGCGAAGUUUGAACUAAUCAGCUAGUCCACCUCUCAUGCACUAGAGCACGUAACCGGUUUUCUCUUCCAUGAUCCGACUGUACAUCUACUUACUUACUACGAAAACGCCUAAAAACAGAAAAUCAAUAGAUAUUUUGCACAAACAUGUGAAGCGUGGAGGCCAAGGUAAAUGCAUUGUACUUACAAAGUCAAUAGUAGUACUUAAGUACUUAAUCGAGGACCGUUGCUCAGAUGAGAACUACAGGCACCAGAGGCACGUCCGCAGCGUCGACACCUACUAGCAAGGGGAUCGCAUUAGUUAUUGAAGAACUUCUACCACAGUGCCUCGUAGUCACUCAGUAAGGUUAUAAGACCAAGAGCCUCUAGGCUAUAAGUGGCAUCGAAAAACGAUGGACAGGAGGGCGCAUGGCGCCUCUUACUUAUACCUCUUAAUGUUAUCUUGAGCCACGACCGCCCUCACGAUAGUCACUUCUUCUAGGUAGUUGUCUUACCGGAAGCGCACUAGUGUCGUGCUUACCACGCAACAGGAGGAAUAUUUCGGGGUUGUAUGAACGCCAAUUAUACCUGUUAAAGAAAACGAAAUGACUUAGGUAUGAUUUCAUCGUGUACUGAAAACUCAAAAAGUAUAGGUCGUUGGGAGGGAUCAUAUUAUAGCCGCACAUAUGAUUUUCAUAUUGGGAAUACGAUUAGUGAAAGUCUCUGGUAGCGGAGUCUGAUAAUGGCGCUCGAUGCAAAUCGUUUCACGAUAUCGAGCCUAGGGGUCGGAGUCUCUACUGAGCAUUGUGAAGAAGAGGAAGUCUCUCUCGAUAGCCUUUGCAGAUGACCAGCUGCUAUUUUACGCGGGUCGUGAGCAGCAGCGCGUAGGAUGUACUACCUAUGAUCAAUGACAUACGGUGUUGCCCUUGAUGUGUCGAUUUCCAAGUAGCAGUAAGAUACCUACGUAGAAUGAAGUAUUGUUCUCAUCUGGGCAACUUCUUCUGGGGACAAAUCCGACCGUUCCUAUGUCCUGUGACUUUCCAGAAGUAUCUUUAGAACUACAACAAUUAAUGACAAUUAAAUAUCAACAUAGCGCACAAUAUCUUCUGAAUCCAGAAUCAAUUUAGUCAGGAAUCAAUAGUCAAAAAUAUCAAGCGAACGCGGCAUGCUAGUAUUGUCGGGACGUUGUUGUAUUCUUCCUUUUUAGUAAGAACUGAGGGUAGUUCGGCAGUGGAGGGACGCCUGCGACCCUUAAGUUUUCUCCAGUAGUAUAUUGGGAUAGCUACUAGAGAAGAAGACCACGACGCUAUGAAGAAGAUUGAGGCGGACUCUAGUCAAAAAUGCAGAGCUCAUGGAUGUAGUUGUAAUCGCGGGAGUUAUGAAUGUAAGGAAGUACUCCGUGACAAGCAGUGCUGGAUAAUUAGAAAAUGAGGACCGAAAAAAUCGAUGCAGCAGCACACCCUUCAUCAAUGACUUUUUGGUAGAACGUACGUACCUUUUCAUUACGAAUCUACCAGAACUGGUGGUUCUAAACUUUUCUACCUCGAAUAGAAGACGUAGUAGUUGAUGAAUGAUUAUGAUCGUAUCCUCUCCCUCGGAUGUUGAGCCUCCCCGGUUCUACUGGUGUUAUUAUCUCCCUCCCCAAGAGUUUGAGUAAGAGUUCUGCAGAUUUGUCGAGAAAGAGGAAUGCGAACAACUUGUUCUCACACUAUUUUUCUUGUGGGAACACCUUGUUGUUUGCAGCUCUAUGAAACCGAUCGAUUGGUCCCGACGAUGAAAUACCAUCACAAAGGGGUUGUUUUUUUCGCGUUCGUUUUCUUGACAUGAUAGAAGUUGUCGUAGAAGAAGUAGUGUGAAUUCUAUUUCGUCAUAUUAAAAGGGAAUGAUAUAAAGGCGGGGUCGCCAGGAGGACUGGAAGACGUCAC